AUGCUCCCUCACCCCAUACUGGCAUCAGAGGAUGACAAGGAAUUUGUAGUUCGAACGAUUACGAAUUUGCCUCAAAUCUUAAGUAAAUUUUUUAGUAGUUUGGAAGCGGUUUACAUUGAUUGUAAAGGCAGUGAGUACAGGACCCAAGCAGGCAUUUUGUAUUUAACUGUUCAAAGGCAGCUUCAAAUAUUGUGUCGCAUACCUAAUAAUUCAUUCCGUGUGAUCAAUAGUAAAAAUAAAAAAGCUAAGCUAGAUAAAGAGCUUCCGAAAUUGCUCAAUCGUCUUGGUAUGUUGUUCCUAGAUAAUUUGAUCGGACUUGGACCGGAGGCACUUUCAUGGAAAAGGUUAUGCUUACAAUUAGCCGAGGACUGUGUAGAGCAUAUAGACCACGCACGCAUAGUAUUUCCGAUGUGGAUGAAGAUAAGCCGAGAACUAAUGACAAUGAACUCUCCGCUUUUUAUUUUUACGAAUAUAAUGUAUUGCGUACUAGUAUUCUUAUGUGUAUGCAUUAUGAUGAUUAUUGCAUGCUUUACGCCGCCUAUAAGGGUUGGAAUUCCUAUUGGCAUCAUCACAGCCUUCCUCUUGUUAUUAGUGUCUGGUAUUCAGUUUAUAAACUUCAUUUCUUCUGUGUGGUCAUUGAAUAUUCUGUAUACGAGGAUGGUUGAGUUACACACAAUCAAUUAUACUGACACGAUGUGUGUGACACCAACAUCAGAGGAGUUUUUGGUGCCCAGUUUCAAGAAGCAAAAUGCUGUUACUCAACUAGACAUCUCUACUGACAAUGUUGGAACAACUGUGACUGGGAAACAUACAAAGGGGGCUUAUUACACGAUUCCUUAUUGUAAUGGUGUUGGUUACAUUGAUAGCAGACGGUUGGAUGAGCAAGUAGUUAUGAUUGCAUACGAUAAGAAUUUCCGAAUCACACGCUGGAACAUUGCUGCCGAGGAGCUUACUGGUUUUCUAGAAAAAGGAUGCAUUGGUAGGCCAUUGUCUGAGUUGGUGCAAUGUUCUAAUGAAAAGAGCAUAUGCGACGAGCUUCGUCGCACACCGCGCGAAAAGAUGAUCAAAUUAAAACUUCGAGCCUUGGCUAUGAAGCCAACGUUGCUUUACACAGCUGUAGCUCCAAUCCUUGAUUCCGAAAGAAAAGAAAUAGGCAACAUUCUUGUUUGCACCAAUACAAAGGAUAACUUGCAUGAGUAUCGGAAUUAUAUCAGUGAUUAUGCGACCAACGAAAUAUGUGAGUCGUUGUCCGUCAUAUCCAAACGUAAAUCCAUUUCUCCUCAAGAUGCAGUAUCACUGAAUUUUUUGCAUAAAUUUACUGAGAACAAUUACGUACAAACAAUAAUAGAGCUUUCUCACGGUGUGGCCACCGACUGGGAGUGGACAAAUGUAGAGCAACUCAUUGGUAAAGGUCUCAGUACGAAUCUUAGUCGAUGUAAAGUUGUUGUUGAUCCACUAUUUCCGCAGACAUUAUAUUUAAGCCCAUUUGAUGCUAAGGCGAUUCGUGCUGUGUCUACUUUGAUAAAAGAGAGGAGUGUUGUGAGUUUUAGAGUACUUAAUCCCACAGGGAAUGUUUUUAGCUUAAGCGUAUCAAUUCGUACAUGUGAUAGUAAUCCGAAAUGGAGUCCUGAACGUGUGGAAGAAUUAUUGAGACCGUUCCUUAAGAACACUCUUGUUAACAUUUAUUUUUCUAGUCAAAAUGUUGAGCUUCGCUUCCCGUGCCAGAUAGCAACCAUCUUGGAUGAUACUUCGGGCAUAUCGAGGGCAAAUCUAGCUGUACAUCUUUCUCAAGCUCGGGCAGCCAUUAGCUCUACUGUAAACGUUGUAACGCUUAUCAAGAAUAUGGCAGAUCAGUACAAUCUUUCCCUUAUUUUGCUGAAGACAAUGUUUGUGACAUUGGCAAAUGUCCAAGAACGCGCGGAUUUAGAGUGCAGACUCACCGCACGACCCUGUGAAGUAGAUGUAGUGAUUUGUGACAGCGAGUGGCUUUGCACUGCUAGGGAAAUACUCUUAACAAAUGAUCAUGGUGCCAUUAUCAUUCCCAUUAUGGACUCUGAAAUAGCACUUUCUUAUGCGUUCAAAUUUACGAUUUGCAUGCCGAUGGUUGCUCGUGAUUUGCUCCAAAUGAUGAUAGAGGUAGGUAAAGUAGUGUCUGAGAAAAAGAGCGCUGCAACUGUACAUGAAGAGCGUGAGCGCAUCUUGACUCUCAGGCAUGAUUCUCCUUGGACUAAGGGCCGUCUUUUGGGACGCGGAUCAUAUGGAGCUGUCUAUGAAGCUACAAGUGACAUGACUGGAGGGAAGAUGGCAGUCAAAAUGUUUUAUUUUAGUGCUGAUCGAGAGGAUCUGAGCACAAAUUUACUUAAUGAGAUCAAAAUAAUGUGCAGUCUCAAUCAUCCGAAUAUUGUGCACUAUUUUUAUUGCGAGCGCAAGGACAGUGAUGUAAGCCUGUUUAUGGAGCUAUGUGAUGCCUCGCUGACUGAUGUUAUUCUUCGUCGUUAUCCAAAGCCACCAAAGUUGAGCGUGAUACAAAUUAUCAAACAGGUUUUGGCUGCUAUUGAAUAUUUACACAGCCGUGGUAUCGCGCAUCGUGACAUCAAACCUCAGAAUAUUUUGGUCAAAGGGGAGAAAAUAAAGUUGACUGACUUUGGUACGGCGCGUCAGGGUGGCGCUACUAGGGGGGUCCAGGGGACCUUUCGCUACAUGGCACCUGAAGUUUACAAGGGUCAGCCACACUCUUUACCGUGUGAUAUAUGGUCCAUUGGUUGUUUAGUAUGUGAAUUUUUUGCAUGUCCACCAAAGUUUAUGGAUCAUGCUUCUCUUUUAGGAGAAAUGACCUCUCCUUCAGUUUACCUUGAGGAUGUUCCACCUAAUGUAUUGUUUCGUGAUUUUAUUUACAACUGCAUUAGGCUGGACCCAGAGAAGCGAAGCACAUCCCAAGAACUUUUGUCACAUCCUUUCCUAACAUCUAGCGAAUAUUCACCAGAUCCGGAAAGAAUGUCGACUAUAUUCGAUGAAGAAUAUAACACUAAUCAACUCUACACUGGAAAGCAAUGUGUCUUUUCUAUAUCUUCAACAUAA
Molecule: messenger RNA, 3078 nt
Organism: Phytomonas sp. Hart1
Lineage: Eukaryota; Euglenozoa; Kinetoplastea; Trypanosomatida; Trypanosomatidae
Source: the annotation of a GenBank genome assembly